UGCAAAUGCGCCAUUGAAACGUCCUCUCACCCGCGUCACGCAUUCUCCUCCCACGCGCCAUCCAUAUCCACGUGGCACCUCUUUCCACGUGGCUUAUCUAUAAACACCUCCCUCUCUGUCCAUUCAUAUCUCUAACCGUUUCGCAACAAACUCUGUUUCUACUUGUACAUACGGAUUUUUGUAUCUAUGUAUCACAUGGCGACGCCGUCGUCGGCGGUGAUGGCCGGACCGGCGAGUCAACUAGAGUCGUCGCCGAUUCGGAUAUUUUUGUUGUUUCAUAAAGCUAUUAGGUCGGAGCUUCAUGCGCUUCAUCAAGCUGCGUUAGCGUUUGCGACAAACCCUAGCAGCGAUUUGACGCCGUUGCUGGAUCGAUAUCAUUUCCUUCGUUCGGUUUAUAAGCAUCACUGCAAUGCUGAGGAUGAGGUCAUAUUGCCAGUACUUGAUAUUCGUGUGAAAAAUGUGGCGAGGACUUACUCCCUUGAGCAUGAGGGAGAAAGUGAUCUUUUUGAUCAGCUUUUUACUCUGCUUAAUUCAGAUAUGCCAAAUCUUGAAAGUUGCAGGAGAGAGUUAGCCUCUUGUACUGGAGCUCUACAAACAUCAAUUAGCAAGCACAUGUCCAAGGAGGAGGAGCAGGUAUUCCCCUUGCUUAUUGAGAAGUUCUCAUUUGAAGAGCAGGCUUCACUAGUUUGGCAGUUUUUAUGCAGUAUUCCUGUGAAUAUGAUGGCAGAGUUUCUUCCUUGGCUUUCAUCCUCUAUAUCCUCUGAUGAGUACAGAGACAUGUGUGAUUGGUUCUGGACAGUAAUUCCGAAAGAGGAGCUACUUCAACAGAUCAUAUUCAGCUGGAUGGAUAGGAAAAAGAUCAACAAGAAGCGCAAAAAUCUUGAAGAUCAUUCUGAGGAUCAGAGGUGUCCAUAUUCUAGGGGUGGCGCAUCAUUUUGUCCAUCUGAAGAAGGGCGCAGUGCUUGUAAAUCCUCAAGAACCGGUAAAAUGGAUUUUUUGGAGUCAGAUUUUUGUCAGACAGAGUCCUUUCCAAAUCGUCCAGUAGAUGAAAUAUUGCAUUGGCACAAGGCAAUAAAUAGGGAAUUGAAUGAUAUAGCUGAUGCAGCUAAAAGGAUUCAGCUAUCUAGAGAUUUUUCUGGUCUGUCUAAAUUUAAUAAGAGGCUGCAGUUCAUUGCUGAAGUUUGUAUCUUCCACAGCAUUGCUGAGGACAAAGUUAUAUUCCCUGCUCUAGAUGCAGAACUUUCUUUUGCAGAGGAGCACGCAGAAGAAGAGAGCGAGUUUGACAAGUUUAGAAGCUUGAUUGAAAGCGUAGAAAGAGCUGGAGCCAACUCAUCUUCUGCUGAAUUUUAUUCAAAAUUGUGUUCACAGGCUGAUCAUAUCGUAGGCAGUAUACAGAAGCAUUUUCAGAAUGAGGAAGUUAAGGUCCUUCCACUUGCACGGAAGCAUUUUAGUCCUACAAAACAGCGAGAACUUCUUUAUCAGAGCUUGUGCGUGAUGCCUCUGAGAUUACUCGAGUCCGUCUUACCAUGGUUGGUAGGAUCACUUAGUGAAGAGGAAGCCAGAUCUUUUCUAUACAAUAUGCACAUGGCAGCUCCAGUUUCGGACAUUGCACUGGUUACCCUAUUUUCUGGUUGGGCGCGCAAAGGUCGCCCAAAUGUUGUUUUUUCAUCUGCGAACAAAACUAGUUCUUGUCCAGCUACUAUGGCGACUGCAAGUGAUAAAGGGUCUGAAAAUGUUUGUCCUUGCAAACCAUGUACUCCUCUUGAAAGUGUAUUUUCGACCUGUAUCAGGCAAGUGAAACAAGAGGAAAAUAAUGGCGUUGAUACCUCAGGGGACAUAGCUAUAUCUUUCAGUAAUGAUCCAUGCUGUGUUCCAGGGUUAGGAGUUGAUAGGAAGAAUCUACUUGUGACAGCAAAAUCUCUGCGUUCACCUUCCUUUGGUCCUGCUGCUCCUUCCCUAAAUUCUAGCCUUUUUAACUGGGAGACAGAUAUAAGCUUGACGAAUAAUGGGCAUGUGACACGGCCUAUUGAUAACAUAUUUAAAUUUCACAAAGCCAUCCGCAAAGAUUUGGAGUUUCUGGAUGUUGAAUCAGGAAAGCUUAAUGAUUGUAAUGAGACAAUGUUAAGGGAGUUUAAUGGUAGGUUCCGUUUAUUAUGGGGUUUGUACAGAGCUCAUAGUAAUGCAGAAGAUGAUGUAAUAUUCCCUGCACUAGAAUCAAGGGAAACCCUUCAUAAUGUAAGUCACUCUUACACAUUGGACCACAAGCAUGAGGAAAAACUAUUUGAGGACAUUUCCUCUAGUCUUUCUGAGCUUUCAGGACUUCAUCAAAAGAAAAUGACUCCAAAUUCUAGUUCUUCUCGUCAUAGUGAUAAUGUGAUAAAGUAUGGUGAGCUUGUGACAAGAGUUCAGAGCAUGUGCAAGUCGAUAAAAGUAACUCUAGAUCAGCACAUUUUACGCGAAGAGCUUGAGCUCUGGCCGCUGUUUGACCAGCAUGUUUCUUUGGAGGAGCAGGAAAAACUUGUAGGUAGAAUAAUUGGCACUACUGGUGCAGAGGUGCUUCAAUCAAUGUUACCAUGGGUAACUUCUGCUCUUACCCAGGUUGAGCAAGAUAAAAUGAUGGAUACCUGGAAGCAAGCAACCAAGAAUACAAUGUUCAGUGAAUGGCUUAAUGAAUGGUGGGAAGGAACUUCAAAUUCAUCUUCACAGCCAUCAACAUCUGAUGAUAGUGUUUUAGAAGAUAGUUAUUCCCAUGAAGCUUUGGACCAAAGUGGUGAGAACUUCAAGCCUGGAUGGAGAGAGAUAUUUCGAAUGAAUCAAAAUGAGCUCGAAUCGGAAAUUAGAAAGGUCUCUCGGGAUCCAACUCUUGAUCCAAGGGGAAAGGAUUAUCUUAUUCAAAACCUUAUGACAAGUCGCUGGAUAGCAGCUCAACAAAACUUACCUCAUGCAAGAAAUGUUAAAGACUCGGUAGGUGAAUUUCUGCGCGGAUGUGCACCGUCAUAUCGUGAUACAGCAAAACAAGUUUUCGGGUGUGAGCAUUACAAAAGAAAUUGCAAGCUUCGAGCUGCUUGCUGUGGCAAGUUAUUUACAUGCAGGUUCUGCCAUGAUAAAGUCAGUGACCACUCUAUGGAUAGGAAAGCUACAUCUGAGAUGAUGUGCAUGAACUGCAAGACAGUUCAGCCAGUUGGACCAAUUUGUGUAGCACCAUCUUGCAAUGGACUAUCUAUGGCAAAAUAUUAUUGCAGCUACUGCAAAUUUUUUGAUGAUGAAAGGACAGUUUAUCAUUGCCCUUCUUGCAACUUAUGUCGGCUUGGUAAGGGACUUGGCAUUGACUUCUUUCAUUGCAUGACCUGCAAUUGCUGUCUAGGGAUACAAUUGUUGGACCACAAAUGCAGAGAGAAAGGUCUAGAAACAAACUGCCCUAUAUGCUGUGAGUUUAUGUUCACAUCAAGUGAAACUGUCAGAGAUCUCCCUUGUGGCCAUUAUAUGCAUUCGGCUUGCUUUCAGGCAUAUGCUCACACCAACUACAUAUGUCCAAUAUGCAGCAAAUCGAUGGGAGAUAUGUCGGUAUACUUUGGGAUGCUUGAUGCUUUACUCGGUUCUGAGGAGCUGCCAGAGGAUUUUCGUAAUCGCCACCAGGACAUCCUGUGCAAUGACUGUGAGAGGAAAGGCACUGCACCCUUUCAUUGGCUUUAUCAUAAGUGUGCAAGCUGUGGAUCCUACAAUACCAAAGUAAUUAAACUGGCGACAAUGGAAAUGUCUUAAAUCAUGUUUUACAAGUGGCAAGUAGAAUCUGUAAAUAUAGCUUUAUUGAUGCCUGAUGGUAUGAUGCUCUUCUGGAUUUUAGAUUUCAUAGAAUUUCGUAAUUUGUAGAUAGUAGAUACAAGCAUACAACCUAAUUGCCUAUAAAUACACAGGAUAAUAUUUUCUGUUCGACUCAUAGAUGAAUAUAUUCUCAUUUGAUUUUUGUUUUUCA
Daucus carota subsp. sativus is the source of this 3973-nucleotide messenger RNA. RefSeq names its product zinc finger protein BRUTUS. Gene Ontology annotation, molecular function: zinc ion binding. Bases 187 to 3762 code for a protein of 1191 amino acids. The transcript has 14 exons. NCBI's taxonomy places the organism in Eukaryota, Viridiplantae, Streptophyta, Magnoliopsida, Apiales, Apiaceae. The record is from RefSeq and is a predicted model, not a curated record.